AUGUGCCCCACGGUGGAGAACUGCACCCGAGUCACCUGGUUCCUCCUCCUGGGGCUCACGGAGCAGGCAGAGCUCAAGGGCAUCCUCUUCGGGUUCUUCCUUUUCAUCUAUUCAGUCACCCUCACAAGCAAUCUGGCCAUGACCACCCUGAUCCAUGCAGACCUGCAGCUCCCCACGCCCAUGUACUUCUUCCUGAGUGUCCUCUCCUUUAUAGACUGCUCCUUCUCCACCGUGAACACCCCUAGGCUGCUGGAGAGCUUCCUCACCUCAAGCCAGUCCAUCUCCUUCGCAGGCUGCGUGGUCCAGUUGGCCCUCAUGACUCUCCAUGGCACUGCCGAAUGUCUGCUCCUGGCCAUCAUGGCGUUUGACCGAUUCGCUGCCAUCUGCCACCCUCUCCUCUACCACACCAUCAUGUCCCAACGUCUGUGUGUCCAGCUGGUGGCAGCCACCUACAUGGCUUCUGUUGCCAGUUCAGCUUUGCUGACUGGGUACAUCUUUAAGCUGCCCUACUGUGGCCCCAACAUCAUUAACCACUCUUUCUGUGACAUCUUCCCUGUGCUCCAACUUGCCUGCACAGACACGGCUGAGGUCGAGGCCAUGGUCUUCUCAUCUUCUUCCCUGAUUUUCCUCUCUACUGUCACUGUCAUCCUGGUUUCCUAUGCCUAUGUCCUGGUGACCGUGUCCAGGAUGCGUUCCCUUGAGGCUCAGAGCAAAGCGCUCUCCACCUGUGCCUCCCACCUCGCUGCCAUCUGCCUCUUCUAUGGCACCGUCACCUUCACGUAUGCCCAGCCAAGCAUGCGCGGGUCCACGGAAGAGAACAAGGUGGUAUCUGUCUUCUACACUGUGGUCAUCCCCAUGCUGAACCCUCUGAUCUACAGCCUGAGGAAUAAAGAUGUGAAGGCUGCGCUAAAGAGGAGAGGCUUUGGCAUGCUGCCUUCCCGACCAAGCGCAGAGCAUUCCAUCCCAAGCCAUAACAUAGUUGACACAACAUAA
Molecule: messenger RNA, 993 nt
Organism: Phacochoerus africanus (Common warthog)
Lineage: Eukaryota; Metazoa; Chordata; Mammalia; Artiodactyla; Suidae
Product: olfactory receptor 476-like
Exons: 1
Coding region: 1-993 (330 amino acids)
Biological process (GO): sensory perception of smell; G protein-coupled receptor signaling pathway
Cellular component (GO): membrane
Molecular function (GO): olfactory receptor activity; odorant binding; G protein-coupled receptor activity
Source: RefSeq, a predicted model, not a curated record